Tetranychus urticae (two-spotted spider mite) is the source of this 2528-nucleotide messenger RNA. Its product is annotated as beta-1,3-galactosyltransferase 1. The record is from RefSeq and is a predicted model, not a curated record. Gene Ontology annotation, biological process: protein O-linked glycosylation. Gene Ontology annotation, cellular component: Golgi membrane. Gene Ontology annotation, molecular function: hexosyltransferase activity. Lineage: Eukaryota; Metazoa; Arthropoda; Arachnida; Trombidiformes; Tetranychidae.
UCCAACUCUUAAGUCAUCCUAUUCAUUAACAGUCAGGAAAUAUGUGUUAAUAAAUUUGAAGAAUUUUUUUCCAGCAUUUCCAGCUUAAUGUUGACAUGUGAACAUCUUUCGAACCAAAAAAAUAAUCGUUCAAAAUCAACAGAAAACAAAUUGUAAAUUAAUAAGCUUGUCUCGUUUUUUCAGCUUUGAAACUGACAACAUUUCUAAUUGUUUGAUGUGCCUUUCACCACUACUGAUUGUGUCCAUUCAAAAAAGUUAAUUAAAGGUGUCAACUACUGAAAUCGAAGUAACAACCUGCUUCAACAUUUUCUUACCAGCCAUCAUCGCAAUUAGUGUGGUUUACUUUAUCAAGUAAAUAUUUUGGUAAUUUUCUGUUUAUUUCUUCAAAUCUGAAGAUCUGCUUCCACUAAAAUAGCAGAAUCAGUUGAAACAUUGUUUAUUUGGUUUAUCUGAUUUUCCAAAUCAUUGGUUCCUUGGCAUAUCAUGAAACAUAACUGUUAGUGGAGCCCAAACAAGUGGAUAAAUUAACCUGAUAAGAUCGCCAUUAAUAAUUGAUUAUCAGUGAAUCUCUUUGGUUUCAACAAACAACAAAAUGUGUAUUCCUGGUUGUCCACAUUUGUAAACCAACUCUUGUGACCCAAUCUGGUUAAAAUUCAAAACCAGUGUUGUGCAAUGAAACUUGGUAAUGCUCUCGAUGUAAACCAGAAAAAGUGAAACCAAACUUACAUCCAGUUACAAAUCAGCGUUUCAACAACACAAUUGCAAUCAACAAAGUUCUGAUAGUUCCUCGCUUGGUGUCAAUAGUUACAAUUUGUCAGCUGGAAGACAAAAAGACACAAAUUACGCCUGAUAUCAUGACAUUUCUACUGAUACAUUGAUAAAAGUUACUAGUCAUCCUGAUUGCUCCAAUUUAACAGCUGUAAAUAGACACAUCAUAAAACAUUCCUGCUAUCAUCAUGGAAAGUUUGAAAUCAGUCAAUUAUUGUGACCUUUGAGACAACCAAAAGUUUUUAAUGUUUCUGAUGAAUUUUGGACAAAAAGCAAGUUGCUCUUUGAGCGCGUUCAAUGAGGCAGAUAAUCUUUCAACAAAUUUCUUCGAUGGGAAAUAAAAGCAAACUGUUCUUAACUUUGCUCCCAAUUCUUAUGGUUAUUUGUAUUAUUCACAUUCUCAACCAAACAAACCCAACAUUACCUCGUCAAAUAUACUCAGUUCACCACCGACAGUUUACUAAUUUCCAGGAUCAAGUCACCCCGAAUAGUGAUUUCCCGUUUCAACUAAUCAGAACUUUAAACGAGACCAACCAAGCUAACUCCAGCUAUACGAGUAUCGGUGACAAAAUUUGCCCACCAGGAAUCAAAAAAUUAAUUAUACUUAUCAUGGUUGGACCUGAAAAUCGAGAGACUAGAGAUGUUAUUCGGCAAACUUGGGGUUCUUACCAAUUACCUGGUCUGUCUUAUGGUUUUCUGAUUGCUCGAUCUGAAGAUGAGGAAAUAAUGCGAAUGGUAUCCUUGGAAGCAUCCCUAGAACGAGAUUUGAUUAUUGAUUCAUCAUUUGUAGAUAGUUAUGAUAAUUUAACCAGGAAAUCUCUAUCUAUGAUCGAUUGGGCAUCAGCCUAUUGUCCAGAUGCUAUUUCCAUACUCAAAACAGACAGUGAUAUGUGGAUCAAUGUACCUUUGUUAUUUACAUCGAUACCUAAACUUGAACCAGGUCUUCAUGGUCAUUUAUACUCAAAAGCAAAACCAAUUCGUGAUGAGAAGAACAAAUGGUUUGUCCCAAUAAAUCAAUAUCCUGGUCGAUAUUUUCCUAAUUAUCUCAGUGGAACUGCUUAUUUGUUAGUCAACCGAGCAACUAAUUUAUAUACAAAAUUGUACCAAGCUUCAUUAACAACCAAUUUUUUACGAAUGGAAGAUAUUUAUUUAACUGGUCUGGUUGCUUCCAAAGCUCAUAUCAAACUUCAUCAUCACAAAGGUUUCAAUUUCGUCAAAGUGCCUUUCAGAGUUUGCAAGUAUCGUCAAUUAAUCUCAUCCCAUGAAAUCUCUGAUGAAGAAAAAUACCUUUAUUGGCAGUUGCUUCAAUCGAAUGAAACUUGUUCAUGAUUGAUUGAAAAGGUCAAUUUCACAAUUCUUUACCAUUUCUAUUUAUUAUCCAAAUCUUCCUCGGAUCAAACAGUGAUAACAAAGCUUAUUUAAAUCUUUCUUCAAUUGCCUAUUGCGUCCUGAAAUUUAUAACCAACACAGUCAAAAUCAUCAUCAAAUCGUUGCUGCACCUGUUGAAUUUUUUGGAAGCUAAUAUUUUCAUAUUUGAUUCCGAAAUUUGUUAAAGUUUAUCAAGUUAAUUUGUUUGUUUUUUAAUUUUUCAGAUUCAAAUCCAGUGUCACAAUUUACAAAUGAUUUUCAACAAUAAAAUCGUAAAGUCAUGUUAAAGCACAGAAGUCUUCAUUUCUCACAUUUUUGGCAGAUUAAACUAAUUCCAUUGUAUUCGAGCUAAACCGUUAGACACAGAUUUAUAAUAAAAAUCAUAAAGAUAA